AUGAGCUUCCUCGCCAAGUUCAAAGACACAGCACAGAAGGUCGGCGUGCAGGCUACGGCGUUCGGACAGGCGGUGGCGCAGGAGGCGCAGUCCGGGUCUGCCAAAGCGAUGACCAGCUUCAAGCUCGAAUCCGAGUGCACGAAAGCGGCGCGCAUCUUGCAGUCCUUCCUCGCCGACCCCGCCCAUCCCGAGUCGGCACUCAACUCGAUUCCGAAAGAGGUCUUGCACAGGGCGAAAGGAUUCGCCAUCUUCACCGUCCUCAAAGCCGGUUUCGUCUGGUCAGGCAAAGCCGGUUCGGGCGUCGUCAUCGCCCGCCUGCCUGACGGGACGUGGAGCGCGCCGAGCUGUAUCGCGACGGGCGGCGUGGGGUUCGGUCUGCAGAUUGGGGCGGAUUUGAGCGAGUUCGUCGUCGUCCUCAACUCGGACGAAGCCCUCUCAGCCUUCGCAAAAGGCGGCAACCUCACCAUCGGCGGCUCUCUCGCCGCCGCCGCAGGGCCCAUCGGUGUCGGCGGAGCAGUCAACACGGCUAUCUUGAACCCCGCGCCGAUGUUUACGUAUUCGAAGAGCAAGGGGUUGUAUGCGGGUGUUAGUUUGGAGGGGACGGUGUUGGUGGAGAGAAAAGACGCGAACCAGGCGUUCUACGGGCAGGCGAUUCCCGCGCUCGAGCUCCUCAGCGGCAAGGUCCCUCCACCCGAAGCUGCCUCCGCCCUCUACGAAACCAUCGAAGCCGCAGAAUCGAUCGACGAGUCUGGCCUGCCUCAACAGGCUUAUGUCGUGCCCGAGGGGACGGUCGGUGCGACUGCGCCCCUUUCAACGGCGGGACAGGCACCGGCGCAGGGAGGGCAGGGUGGACAGAAGAUCUUUGAUGCGACGGGGGCGUGA
This is a messenger RNA of Rhodotorula toruloides NP11, 882 nucleotides long. RefSeq names its product actin cortical patch component Lsb4. Gene Ontology annotation, cellular component: actin cortical patch. Lineage: Eukaryota; Fungi; Basidiomycota; Microbotryomycetes; Sporidiobolales; Sporidiobolaceae. The transcript has 7 exons. Gene Ontology annotation, molecular function: actin filament binding; phosphatidylinositol binding. The record is from RefSeq and is a predicted model, not a curated record. Gene Ontology annotation, biological process: actin filament bundle assembly; actin cortical patch localization. Bases 1 to 882 code for a protein of 293 amino acids.